UGUUAGUAGAAGUACCAUUUUUGGGAAGCGGGGGGAGUGAUGGAGGAUGUAGGAACAACCUGCUGAUACAGUAUAAAGCGUUGGUUUGAUCCGGGGUGAGUCUAAACGAGUUGUUCUUCCUUAGCUGAUUGGCCGUAAAGUAGCGCCUCUGUAAUUUAGUACCAAGCAAAAUAAACAAGCAGAAAGGAGAAGAAGAAAAUUGCCUCAGUCUUGAGGAGAUAAAUAUUUUGGAUAGUGAACGUCAGACUCUGCAGACAGUCAUGACGCAGGGGAAGGUCUUUGUGGCAGACAAGACACUCAGUGGCCCCCAAGGAGAUGGGACACUGCCAGUUUGCCCACCCAGCUAUGAAGAGGCAACUGCAGGUUGUCAUGCUCCAGCCCGAGUCACAGCUACGGUUACCAGGGCAACGGAGAGAUGCUCACAGAGUUCACCUGGCAGGACAAAAACAUUCGACGGAUCUUCAUUCGUAAGGUUUAUUCCAUCUUGAUGAUCCAGCUCUGUGUCGCUGUGGCUGUCGUUGCACUUUUCAGCUACUGCGAGCCAGUGAAGACGUACAUCCAGGCGAACCCAGGCUGGCACUGGGCUUCCUACGUGGUGUUCUGUGUCACCUUCAUCUCGCUCUCCUGCUGUGCCACCUUAAGGAGGCGCUUUCCGUGGAACCUGAUUCUGCUGGCCAUCUUUACUCUGUCCCUCGCCUAUAUGACGGCGAUGAUGUCCAGUUAUUACAACACCAGAUCUGUUAUGGUCACCCUGGGAAUCACAGCUCUGGUCUGUCUCUCUGUCACCGUUUUCAGCUUCCAGACCAAGAUUGACUUCACCUCCUGCCAGGGAGUGCUGCUCAUUCUGUCUAUGGCUGUGUGCUACUGUGGCAUUUUCCUGGCCUGCGUCGUCCCGUUUGGAUAUGUUCCUUGGUUACAUGCCAUCUACGCUGUUCUGGGAGCGAUCGUGUUUACUAUGUUCCUGGUAUUUGACACCCAGAUUCUUCUGGGAAACAAGCGUUCCACCAUUAGUCCUGAAGACUACAUUUUUGCCACACUCAGCCUAUACCUGGACAUCAUCUACAUAUUCUCUUUCUUCCUCCAGCUCUUUGGGAUGGAUCGGAAUUGAUCCCCUCGGAUCCCUCUACACACCUUAGAUACAUUAAGGUUUCCUUUUACAUUUCUACUCAUCUGUUACCCACCUGUGACCCCUCAAUCUUCAUAUCGUAUUGGUGAUGCACCAACUGACUGUUCAGUGUUUAGUAAUGAAUCUCUUGUGGUACUGAAAGAUGGCAAGUUAUAAAAAAGCAGUACUUACAAUGGAAAGGGGGCAAUUUGUUUUUCUUACACUUCUAUUAUUUUUUGGUGUUUAGUUACAUCAUAACAUACAAAGAUCUUUUUUCAGGUCACUCUUCAUGCAAGUUCAACUUACAAAGAUGGAAAAAUCAAAAUGUGUAAUUUAACAGGUGAGGAAAGCUGUCAUGUGUAACGAAUAGCCUAAAAUUGUACGAUAAUUCUUCUGUGUGCUUUUUGUGAAAAUCUCUCCGAACAUACAUUAUGCAUUGUGUGCUUCAGUGAUUUUUUUAAGUAGAAAAUUAUUUGGGGGAAAGGGAAGUCUUUUGUGAAAAAAUGAACAUCCAAAAAAUGUCCAGUUUCUUAAUGUUACAAAAGUCAGUUAAAAAGUUACAUAAAUAAUUCCAUUAGGAUGUGAACAGAGCUGUAUGGAAAGUAAAUAAGUAUGUUUAAUUUGAAUGUGAACAAAGCUCAGGCUUGCUUCUGAGUUGUGAAUGGAUUUUUUAAAAAACAAAUCUAUUGUUGUUUUAUUUGUUAAGAGGAAUUCAGACAAUAUGACUUUAUGAAUUAUGGCUGUGGAGGUCCAGAUUAUUUUGAGAGUAUUUGUUUUAGCAAGGGGGUUAUUUUUUAUUGCCAUAGCUUUUGUAAAGAAAAAGGAUCGAUUUUGAUAGUGGCAUCAGCAGGUGAAGGACUUGUUUACGUUGCGGUGGCCAUUAAUGCAUCCAUGCCCGCUUAGUCCCUGUGCUUCGCUUCUGUUCCCUGCUUACCCUUUUGCCUUUGUGUGCUAUUGAUGUAGCCUUGACCAUUCGGUGUAUCAGGCAUGAAAUGUAUGCAUGGUUGCUAAGGCCACUCGUUGUGACUCCCCUGCUACGUCAGAUGCACUUUGCAGACCUCGCUGUUCUAAGUGUUGAUCGCAAGCCCUCCGUGAAUUGUGGUGAACGUGGAAAGUGGACAAGCAUUCUCUGGCCUCUUAUUGCCUGUUGUACUGCAAUUUUGGCUCACAGCUAAUACUGUGGACACGUUUAGACAUUUCACCAAUGGGUUGCAGGUUCAAAUUCCUGGCAAGGCAGCUGUAACACAGGAAUGCCUAGCCACAUCUUUGCGCACACAGUCCAAGUGUAAGCACCUUGGAAACUUUGCUCUAACCACGGGUGUUUGUUAUGUAAAUUAUAAAACAAUAAAAUGACUAACAGUAUUUGUUAGAAGUGUUGUUCUGCUGUGGGUUUAGGAGAAAAAAGAGCCACACAUCCUUGUGCUUUGUCGGCUGAAUGUGUAGGUAAUGUAUUUGCACACUGCAGGGGCGGAAUGUGGCUCUGCAGGUUACAACUCAGAGGUUGCUGGUUCAAAUCCCAUGGUCGGCAGAGUGAUGUCACCACUGGCCCCUGAGCGUGGCCCUUGACCCUGAUUGCUCCAGGGACUGUCUGACCCUGUUUUCUCAAUUGAAUGUUGCUUUGUAUAAAAACAUCUACUAAAUAAAUAAAUGGAAAUAUUUGUUUU
Molecule: messenger RNA, 2769 nt
Organism: Paramormyrops kingsleyae
Lineage: Eukaryota; Metazoa; Chordata; Actinopteri; Osteoglossiformes; Mormyridae
Product: protein lifeguard 2-like
Biological process (GO): negative regulation of apoptotic signaling pathway
Cellular component (GO): endoplasmic reticulum; membrane; Golgi apparatus
Source: RefSeq, a predicted model, not a curated record